Molecule: messenger RNA, 4420 nt
Organism: Synchiropus splendidus (mandarinfish)
Lineage: Eukaryota; Metazoa; Chordata; Actinopteri; Syngnathiformes; Callionymidae
Exons: 13
Coding region: 294-4214 (1306 amino acids)
Source: RefSeq, a predicted model, not a curated record
UCAGUCCAGAUGUAUUGGAAUGGCUUCUUCUUUUUCUUCAUGAAAAUAAGGAACGCUUUACGAAAUUGUGUGUCAUCCGUGCGGCUACUGCAGAUGGAUCUUUGGUUCACAAUUUCACAUUUCCUCAACCCUAACCUCGGGUAGUUUCUCUCUGUGGUUGGUGGCUGCUCAUACCUAUUCGCCUGCCGAGUCCUGCCCCCCAGCCAAUCGCCUUUGGGAACUGCUGUGGGCUACUGAAUUGAUCGGACUUUUCGCCUUUGACACCAGAGAAUUCAAUUAGGCAGAUUCGUGACAUGGCCUCGCCAGAGUUCCGUUUUGAGGGCUCGUCCUCCGAGCUCACCCUAAGACCCACCGAGGAUGCGGUCAGGCUGACCCACCUGUACAAACAGCAGGUCAGCAGCUGGGACGCCAAGAACGUGGACACGGUGAGGCAGGAGGCGAAGGCUCGUGUGCUGGAGCAGGGUGGGGACCCUGCAGACAAGGACCUUCUACUAGCUGAGAGCGAGCUUCAGUUCGGACCAUACGCGGGCCAGACCUUCCGCUGGCUGCUCGAAAAUGAUGUGCACUAUGCGUGUAGAGUCUUAGUGUUCCACGAGAAGUUGUCUGCAACGGAAAAGGUGUGGCCGUCGGCAGAUACGAAGAACAAACAUGCCCUCGCCUCCUACGCCAAGCUUUUUCCACCGAUGGUCGCCGCCAUCGACCGGCGCAGAUUAUUGGAGGCCAGGCGUCCCUCGGACGGGAUCCAUAACAUGACGCUGGGUUUUGGUGAGCACGGCGACCGAACAUUCAGGUCCUUGUAUGGUGCCAGGGACGUCAGGACCCGACACUACGUGCAGUACGUACGUAAAUUAAAGAUACCGGAGGGAAGCCAAAUCUAUCGACUUCAGCAGUACAUCUUGGCACGUGACAAGGAGCCAUCAGUUCAUGCGAGUGUGGACCCCAAGACAGAGUCUGAUGCGGAGCCCAUGGAAGUAGCUGCUGAGGUUGACUCUCAAGACUCCACCAUCAGGGACAACCCGGCGGCGCCAGUCCAGUCCUCCACCUCCCUUGUUGGUCCCCAAGCAGCCAGAGCACCUGCCGGGACGGUGUCAGCACAGACCGGCUCUGGUGCACAGCUGCUGCCCAGAGGCUGGAGGGCGACGCUCCCCGAAGAGCAGCAAGACUGGGUGGGCCGGGCUCUGUUCUGCCAGAUGGACAGUGGGAAGUCCGUAUUGAAGAAGGACCUCCGCUUGUGGUGGUAUCCGCCUGGGCCCCGGCCCAUCUACUCACAGCCUCCCACAACAUCCCACCCCUUCUUCCAGCAGCCGUUCUUCUUGUGGAUGCCCUACAAGAUGUGGGCCUACCCCCUGAAGUGCCCCACCUGCAAGGCCUCCCUCCGGGCCGCCGGACUGUACAAGACGGUGCGGAGGGUGUUAGACAGGCACAGCUGGUACUUCAUGGGGACAGAGUACCUGGAGUGCUAUACCUGUCGAAAGAAGGUGGCGGGCUGGUCACAGGCCAUCUUGGAGCAGCUAGACCUGUCGCACCGUAUGGAUUUCCCUGCUGUCCUCACAUACAGGUUGGCCUGCGACAAAACACUGAUCAAUGCAUUAAAGGAGCGCACGCUGGGCAACAGCGCGACGCGCCUCCAUGCUACCCUGGUGGAGGAGCACACCACGGCCUGGAUACAUCGAACAAAGAAGUAUCUGUCCAUGCUCCAAAAGCUGGAGGUUCGGCAGUCGCAGCCAUUCCCCGAAAUGCACCCAGUGCCCGGCGUGUCAUGGCUAAUUGGGGUGUACGUCCGUGACGCCAUCUCCAGGUUGCCAGAGACCAAAGCCAGAAUCACCUCUGUGUUUGGCACCAUCUUGAAGAUGGUAUCAACCAAAAAGGUCACCAAGAAGCUCGCAGGUGCCGCUGCCGGGUCCGCUGCCUGGUCAACGAACGUCGGCAACGAGCACGGGCAGGUGCUCAUGUCCGUCCUCACUGCAGCAGAGGGGGAUGGACUGGCAGACAUGGCGUCGGGACUGGUGCGGCGGUACCGUGACGCGGGGCAGGCCCCUCCUAAGGUCCUGUACGUGGACCGGGACUGCUGCACUAGUGUGGGACAGUCACGGGUGGGGCAACUGUUCCACGAGUGGUCUGAGCUGGCGGUCCGGCUGGAUGUGUGGCACUUCAUGCGGCGGUUCACCAGAGGUGUAACCACCAAUACUCACCAGCUGUACGGCCUAUUCAUGGCACGGCUGUUGUAUGCCAUCUUCGAGUGGGAUGCCACAGAUGUGGCUCGCCUGGAGCAGGCCAAGCAGUCCCAGGAGGGAGCGGAUGUCAGCGUGACGCUCACGGCCAAGGAGCUGGCCCGUCACUGCCGGCGUCACACAAGGGGUGUGAUGGAGACGUGCCGGCUCAUCCAGGAGGUGCUGGACACCUUCUGGACCAAGACCGACACACAGGGCGUCGCCCUGAUUGAUCGUGCCAGGAUGGAGGAGAUCUGGAGGACGCAGCGCCGACACCUGGACUGCAUCCAGGACCCCGCAGGAGUAGCGCUCUACACUCAGACGAGCGAGAUCACCAAAGGUGGGGUAAAGCUCCCUGUCUACAGGUGCGCCAGGGGGUCCACAUCCCUGGAAUCGUUUCAUCUGCACCUGUGGCGCUUCAUCCCAGGCACCUCUGCCAGCGACGUGCACUUCCAAGUGUACCUUCUGGAGGGCCUGGCGCGAUGGAACGAGGACAGGGGCAGAGCCUCUGUCAAGAAAACCAACAAGUCAGCUCUGCGGUGCUACAACACCGAGCUGGUGGACAGUUUCAGCCACGAUACCCAGAUGUUCUUGGGCAAGACUCUGGUCGAGACCUACACCGUGCCCAGGGAGUACACAGGAGAGCUCAUCGGGGUGGAGUACCUGUACUCACAAACAGGGGCCGUGCUGCAGCAAGAUCUAGGAGACCCUGACGAAGAGGAGUCCUCUGAGUGUUUUGAGCAGGACGGUGAGGAGGGACUGGAUGACGACGAUGAGGAGGAGCAGCUGGAGGAGGUCCACCUGUUAAAAUACCACCACGCGCUCCUCCUCCAAGAGCGUGAGAAGGCCAACACUGAGAUGGAGCAGCAGCUGCAGGAGGAGGGGGAGGAAGAGCAGGAGGAGGAGGAGAUCGUAGUCGGUCCGGACGGCCACCCAGGUUACCAGCAUGUCGUGGCACUGGCUCUUGCCCUCGCUGAGCUCAGGCACCGGCCCUUUGUGUCCCAGAGGCAGGCCAACGACAUCAUUGCCCUGUGGCAGCGCUUGCCUGAAAGGGACAAGCAGCCAGUGUCCUUCCCGCCGCGUCAUCAGGACAGGUUCGUCCGGGGCCAUUUGCGGACAAGCCACAGGCGCGCUGACACGGCUCCAAGUAUGGAGAGCAUGAAGCGUACCGUCCCUGGUCAGGAUGCGAGAUCGGCACACUCUCCCAAGCUCAGCAGGCUUAUGGAGGCCCUCAUGCUGGAGCUGUGCCGGGCCCAAGAAGACAAGAGCACCAUGACUGCUGGGGUCCGCACUCAUCGUUGGCACACCGUCGUCAAAGAUUACAAACUGAUCUGUGAUAAUGUAGUGAGCUGCCACACUUUGAUGGCAAACACUCGUAUCGCCCUGUAUGAGGUGAACCAGCGGACCGUGUCAUCCUGGUACAAUGAACGCUCCAAGGCCACAGCGAGGGAGACGCUGCAAUCAAGUGUAAUAUCCCCCAGUGCCCCACAGAUGUCCAAGUCCCUUCCCACUGCCCAGAGUCUGCUGCCUGAGGCCGUACAGCCGGACCGGCCCACGCAACACAACCUGUCUGCUGAUGAAUCUGGUUUGGCAGUGACCUCCGUUGAGCAUGUCGGGACGUCGUCUUCCUCAGUUGACACCCUCUCAGCCGCCCCCGCCACCACCAGCCCCUCGUCCUCCGCCGCCGGCCCCUCCACCUCCUCCAGCUCACACCCCGCCAGAACAGUCUCCCGUACGACGCUGUGGAGGUGGAAAGUGCAACAGGAGAGAGCCCGAGUGGCCCAGGAAAAGGACAGUUUUGCCACCCCCGAGAAGGUCAGGCGUGUGUUCAACUGUAGCCACUGUGGCCAGCCAAGGACACGUAUUACUGGCCACAGCAGACACAAGAAGGUGUCUUUCUGCUCCCAGUCUGAUGGCCGAACAGUGGAACAGUGGCACGCUGACAUGGUGCGUGAGGAGGAGGAGGCCUCUGCCCGGAACCGUCCUUCAUCAAGUGGCACCUAAACAUGUGCAAGGGGCACUCACAACACACCUGGGUGCUUGUAAAUAGCUGUUGAAGUUUGUGUUCAACUGUUGAUGUGGUCAACGUAGGGCUACAUGUUAGUAGUUUGUGUAGGAUGGUCUUACUUGUUUGCAAGUGUCACUUUAUUGUAAGUGAUACGUAUCACAGCUUGUUUGUUUAUAAAGUUGAAGUGUGAAAAUAAAAGUGU